Helianthus annuus (common sunflower) is the source of this 1627-nucleotide messenger RNA. Its product is annotated as 4-hydroxy-3-methylbut-2-enyl diphosphate reductase, chloroplastic. The record is from RefSeq and is a predicted model, not a curated record. Gene Ontology annotation, biological process: isopentenyl diphosphate biosynthetic process, methylerythritol phosphate pathway; dimethylallyl diphosphate biosynthetic process. NCBI's taxonomy places the organism in Eukaryota, Viridiplantae, Streptophyta, Magnoliopsida, Asterales, Asteraceae. The coding region runs from base 111 to 1460 and encodes 449 amino acids. Gene Ontology annotation, molecular function: metal ion binding; 4-hydroxy-3-methylbut-2-enyl diphosphate reductase activity. The transcript has 10 exons.
CAAAAGACGCCAAAAUUUAAAUGAAAAUAACUAACUGAAAAACCAGGAACACGAAACUAAAUUCCUCUCGCCUUGGAAAUACACAAACACUGACUUAGUCACUUACUGAAAUGGCAUCGCUUCAACUAACCCCUCUCCCAACAGGAUGCAGGAACCCUCUCUCUGUCCGCUGCUCCUCCGGGGGAGGUUCUUCUUCCUCGCCAUCAUCGGUUUCCAUUCCUUCCGAUUUUGAUGGCAAGGUCUUCCGGCAUAACUUGACCAGAAGCGACAACUACAACCGCAAAGGCUUUGGCCAUAAGAAGGAGACUCUCCAGCUCAUGACUCAAGAAUAUGCCAGCGACAUCAUAAAGACCUUGAAGGAGAAUAACUAUGAAUAUACUUGGGGAAAUGUUACUGUAAAGCUUGCAGAAGCAUACGGCUUUUGCUGGGGCGUUGAUCGGGCCGUCCAGAUUGCUUAUGAAGCCAGGAAACAGUUCCCUGGUGACAAGAUAUGGAUCACAAACGAAAUUAUCCACAACCCAACUGUUAAUAAGAGGCUACAAGAAAUGGAAGUUAAAGAUAUCCCCAUCCAGGAUGGUGAGAAACAGUUUGAUGUUGUUGAUAAGGGCGAUGUUGUGAUUCUGCCUGCUUUUGGAGCCGCCGUAAGUGAGAUGUUGACAUUGAGUAACAAACAAGUACAAAUAGUCGAUACGACGUGCCCGUGGGUGACUAAGGUGUGGAAUAUUGUAGACAAGCACAAGAAAGGAGAUUACACUACAAUAAUUCAUGGUAAAUAUUCCCAUGAGGAGACAAUAGCAACAGCUUCUUUUGCAGGAAAGUAUAUCAUUGUGAAGAACAUGGAUGAAGCGACAUAUGUGUGCGAUUACAUUCUUGGUGGCAAGCUUAAUGGAUCUAGCUCAACCAAGGAAGCUUUUACGGAGAAAUUCAAAUUUGCAGUUUCUAAUGGUUUUGAUCCGGAUAAGGAUCUUGUCAAAGCUGGUGUUGCGAACCAAACUACAAUGUUGAAGGGGGAAACAGAGGAGAUAGGGAAGUUACUAGAGAGAACUAUGAUGCAGAAGUUCGGAGUAGAAAAUGUCAACAAACACUUCUUAAGUUUCAACACCAUCUGUGAUGCUACUCAGGAGCGACAAGAUGCCAUGUAUAAAUUGGUAGAUGAGAAGUUGGAUCUUAUGUUGGUAGUCGGUGGGUGGAACUCAAGCAACACCUCACACCUACAAGAGAUUGCAGAGGAACGAGGCAUUCCAUCUUAUUGGAUCGAUAGUGAACAGAGAAUAGGUCCUGGAAACCGAAUAGCUUACAAGUUGAUGCAUGGUGAAUUGGUCGAGAAACAAAACUGGUUACCCAAGGGCCCUAUCACGAUUGGUGUCACAUCUGGCGCAUCUACUCCUGAUAAGGUUGUUGAAGAUGCUCUACUGAGGGUAUUUGAGAUCAAACACGCAGAAGCCUUGCAAGUGGCAUAGAUUAGGGGUACGAAGCUAGCAGUCAUGUAGUAUAGUAUAGUUUAAUAAGUUAUGUUGCAGCUUGCAUCUCUAUAUAUCUACAAAUACAUGAUGUAUAUGUAUGUAUAAUACGAAACCACAUGUUCACUACACAACCUUUAAAUGUUGCCACCCAGUUUGUCUUUGAA